Molecule: messenger RNA, 2796 nt
Organism: Emiliania huxleyi CCMP1516
Lineage: Eukaryota; Haptophyta; Isochrysidales; Noelaerhabdaceae
Exons: 5
Coding region: 1-2796 (931 amino acids)
Source: RefSeq, a predicted model, not a curated record
AUGAUACUGCUCCUGCUGCUUGCGGAAGCAACCGAUGCCGUCCCGGAAGCGGCGCUCGCAUGCGCCGACCUGAAGGGCGACUGUUAUUUCUGGGCGACUGUCGGCCAUUGCGAGGACAACGCGGGCUUCAUGGCGCGUACCUGCUCGCUAUCCUGCGGGUCAUGCUCACCUCCAGACAGCGCGCCCUACCCGCUGCUGGAUAGCGCCGCUGCAGCGCCGUAUUCUUUGGCCGCUGCCGCCGAGCGGGCUGCUGCAGCUCCGGCGCCGCUGCUGCUGCUGUUUGACGGCGCGGGGAGCGGGAGCACCCAGCCGCUCGGGCUACCGGCCGGAGAGCGGAUCGUGAGCCUCUCUGCGGGCGAACUUCAUCUCCUCGUGCGGACGGCCUCCGGCGCGGUGUACGCCUUCGCGGACAACGCCAUGGGGCAGCUGGGUCGGCCGCUCUCCGCCUCGCGCCUCCCGUACACGGCGUGGCAGCCGUACGCGCUGCGGUGGCCGGGACGGAGCGGUGGGCUUGCGGCGGCGGCGGCAGUCGACGCCUGCGCAGGCCGAAUGCACUCUGCCGCCGUGCUGGCCUCCGGCGAGGUGUUUGCGUGGGGCGACAACGGGCACGGGCAGUGCGGCGUGCUUCCUGAGGAGACGCCGAUGAGCGUGGCGCCCGCCGAGCUGGAGAUGCUGGACGCGCCUCUCGCGCUGCCGGCGCGAGUCCCGCUGCCCGAGCACGCCACCGCCGUCGCGUGCGGGGAGCUGCACACCCUCGUCCUCGGCGCGUCGGGUGCCGUCUACGCGUUCGGCGACAACGGGUUCGGGCAGCUGGGCGCGCGGACCGAGCACGCCGUCGAGACGCCCCUCAAGGUGCCUCUCCCGCUCGAGAAGGGCGAGGCGGUGGUCGGCCUCGCCGCGGCCGCCUCGCACUCGCUCGCCCGCACGAGUGGCGGCCGCCUCCUCGGCUGGGGGGACAACACCCACGGCCAGCUGGGCGAGGGCCGGCGCGGCUUCACCGCCUCGGCGGCGGCGGUGCCGCUGCCGCUGCGCGCGGGCGAGGAGGUGGUGGAGGUCGCCGCCUCGUCGUACCACUCCGCGGCUCGCACCAGCGGCGGGCGGCUGCUGCUGUGGGGCGACAACUCUUUCGGCCAGCUCGGCGCAGAGGCGAGCAACGCGUCGCAAGUCGGCGAGGCGCACAGCUCCGAGCCGUUCGGAGGCGUCGAGUUCGGCGCGGCCGCGCUCGCGCUCGGCGAGUACCACACGCUCGCCCUCUGCAACGCGUCUCACGUCUGGUCCUUUGGAUACAACGGCCGCUACCAGCUCGCGCGCACGCGCGGCGUGCGCUGGGACGGGAUGCCGCAGCGGGCGGAGCUGCCUCUGCCCAAGGCGGACCCGCCGUCCCUCCUCGCCGCCGGCGCCUAUUUCUCGGCCGCCGUCUCGCGCAGCGGGCACCUCGUCGUGUGGGGCGAGCACCCGAGCGCAGCCGAGCGCGCAGGCGCGGCGCCGGCGUCCGGGCUCUACACGUGGGGCGAGAACGCGGCGCGCCAGCUCUGCCGCUCGCUCGACGGCGGGCUCGACUACGACGCCGAGCCCGGCCUCGCUUCGAGCGUGGCGGGCUUGCUGCCCGACGGCGAGCUACCGGUGUUUGGGUGCGGCGGGUUCCACACGCUUGUGCACGCCGGGGGAGGGCCGGCCGUUCUCUCGUGCGGCGGCGGCGAGGAGGACGACGAGGCGGACUCCGCCGAGGACUCUGUCGUCCACCUCGCGGGCGGGCACGUGCAUUCGGUCGCACUGUCCGCAAAGGGCCGCGUGUGGACGUGGGGCUCCAACUCGCACGGGCAGCUGGGCUGGGCGCCGGUCCCUCCCCCUAGCGAGGCUGCGGUCCGGCUCUUCCCUCCCGGUGCGGUGAGGCUACCCCCGCGGCACAGGCCGGAGAGCGCGCCGGCGGCGACGGCUGCGCCGCCGCGCGUGGUGGCCGUCGCAGCGGGCGGCUACCACACGCUCGCGCUGACGGAGGAGGGAGACGUCUACUCGUGGGGCGCCAACCACCACGGGCAGCUUCUGCGCGCGUCGCCGUCGCCGGUCGAUCCGAUGCCUCGGUGGGCAGCCGUGCCGGGGAUGACUCCGGCGCCCUCUCCGGGCGCCGCUGCGUGCGAUGGGCCAAGCUGCUGCGCGGCCGGCGCGGCGUGGGACCUGAGGGAGGGGAGGUGCGCACCGUUGCGGGCGGUGGGCGCGGCCGCGGGCGCUUACCACUCCCUGCUCCUCCUCUCGGAUGGCCGGGUCUGCGCGUUUGGCGACAACCUCUACGGCCAGGUCGGACGCGCGGCGCCGACGCGGGCAGACGCGUGCGACGUCGCGUCGGGAGUCGAGCAGAUCGCUGCUGGCGAGCUGCACUCCGCCGCGCUGACCGCGCCGGGCAGCGAGGGGCGACGGGCGCUCCUCACUUGGGGCUCAAACGCCAAUCUGCAGCUCGGACGGACUGGCGCGCUCGUCGCUCCGACGGCGGGCGAGGUGCCGCUGCAGCUGCGCCCAGGCGAGCAUCCGACGUCGCUGUCCGCGGGCGGGUACCGGACGGCGGUGGUGACGAGCAUUGGGCGGCUGCUUCUCAUGGGGCGCGACACCGCCGUUCUCGCCGAUGGCGGCGACGAGGACGACGAGGAGAGCGAGGCUGGCGAGGCGGGCGUGCACGAGAGGAGCGGCCGCCGCCGUUUGGCGCGGCCGCCGCACCGCGGCGAGGAGUCGCGGCACGGCCACGGGGCAGGCGCUGGGGCGGACCCGGAGGCGGAGCUGGAGGUUGAGGAGGACGAGUGGUGA